UCGAAACGUCACAACACAACCUCUAAACUAAACUACCUCCUAUCAUCAGUGUUUAGGGUGUUCCACAUUUAAUUAAAUUGCAUAUAGUUAUAAAUUAGGUCCGCGAAUAUUAUUUGCCGGAUAGUAUUUGCAUUCAACUGCUUUGAUUAAACUCAAAUAUCCUUUUCAAUACAAAUCAGUUUUGUUAUUAAUAAUUUUGUUAGGGAGUGCCAGAUGAUUGUGUGAUUGCUAGGCCUACCUGGAACUGUUUUCUUGAAAAGAAUAUUUUUAUAGGCCUAGGUCAUUUAUUCCUCUUAAAAAGUUCUCUAAAAAGGUUAUGAAAUGUGUGCUAAAAUGGCAUUUCAGCACCAAGCCGGAACGGCUAUGGAAUGUCUCAGCAUUCCAAUCACUUUACAAAAGGAAGCUGGUGUCGAUCAUGAAGGCAGAGAAGUCUUAAAAUGUGGCUUCAAAAUUGGAGGUGGAAUAGACCAAGAUUACAGAAAAAGUCCACAAGGCUAUACAGAUAACGGUAUAUACGUAACAGAGGUACAUGAAGGGAGCCCAGCAUCAAAAUCUGGUUUGCGGAUGCACGAUAAAAUACUACAGUGUAACGGCUAUGAUUUUACUAUGGUGACUCAUAAAAAGGCAGUAGACUACAUCAAGAAACACCCGAUCCUAAAUUUGCUCGUGGCUAGAAAGGGCGUCACUUCCACAUAAAAUGUUCCUCGUCACCGUAUAUAUCGUACCUGCUUGUUGUAUAGGCAACCCAUACCAUUGCAUACCAAUAAGUCAUACAUGUUAAGUGUUCCAGGAUAAUAACCUUGUGGUGUACUGCAAUUUUAUCCCACCCAAUUUUGAAAUUUUAUCCAAUAUUAAAUAGCAUUUAUUAUAUUUGUACUUAUAUCAAACUGUAUAGAUGUACAUUUUUGAGUGGUUUCUUAUUCUAAAUAAGAUAGUGAGAGUUAAAAUCAAAAUAGGAUGUGUUAAAUUACAAUUAAUUAGUCUGUCAAAUAACUUUUUAAUUGGCCCAAGUCCUAUCGGUUAUACAACAAUGGGAUGUGAAAUUUAUAGCCACUACCUUAUUUCCCACUGGCAGAAAGAGUCUUACUAUUAACAGCCAGAUAUUAAAAUAUCGUUUAGCCUAAUAUACAUAUGUUUGCCAUAAUGUGAAUUGGGACUCAAUACUCUGAUAAUAGUGGAAACUUAAACUACUGCAUAUGCAACUACUUUUUUAACCUUCUACAGGUUUUUUUUUUUUUUUAAUCUUCUGCAAACAUUACUUCAGUGUAGCUGAAUUUUCAAAAAGAACUCCGCUGGUAAAGACAAAUGAAGUGAAAAAGUACUGCUCUUUAAUCCAAAUUUUGACUCGCCAAAACUUUGUGAUUAUCAACUUUGAUCUGGCUGUUAGAAUUCCACCUAAAGAUAUAUUUCCACCAAUUGAACAAAUAAUUGUGAUUCUCUGUGAUGAGGAUUCUUUCGGCACAAUUUUGAGUAAAAAUCACAAUCAGGAUUGCUUCAGUUACCAUCUGAGAUUUAUCUUUGCUUUUUUGAUGGCAGAAGCUCUAGAACUCAGCUGUCAAGUCCGAGUGAACUUUACGUUUUACAUCUUUACCCAAUUAUUUAUAAUAUAGUAUCCUCCAACAAGCUUCAUUUUAACUGUCAAACCCUACAUUAAAGUGUCAGUGGAAAUGAGUACAUUGCAUUUAUGUAGUUAUAAUUUUUAAUUUUUUACAUAUUAGCUUGUAUUUGUAACAAAACUAUAUGAUCUUUUAUGUUUGAAUGAGUAUCCUAUUUUUGAUAAUCAGUAACUAUGCCACUUUGUAAAAAUGCAUGUAGUAUUCAUGUUUUAAUGUGUACAUUUUAAAUUGUUGCUGUCUGUUCAUGCUACUGAAAAUAAGAAUUCAGAAUGGUUAAAACGGUUUUAAAUCCUGUAGACUCCUGAUUGAAAACCUAGUUGUAAAACUGUUUCUUGAUCAGUCAAGAACCCUUUUGCAUGUGAAACACAAUGUAAGAAAAUUUUAUUGUAAAAUUUAUUAUACUGUAACUGUGUGCAGGAAGUAAAUGAGAAAAAUAUUUUAACAAUUAUUGAUGGCAAACGCUUUAUUUAAGAACAAAUUGCAUAUUUUAUAGCUUAUAGACUAGAUGGAUCACAAUCUUAUUUACAUUUUUAUUGUACAUUGUUUUAUGUAAUAAAAUGUUUGAAUCAUUA
Messenger RNA from Macrosteles quadrilineatus (aster leafhopper), 2188 nucleotides. RefSeq names its product tax1-binding protein 3 homolog. Gene Ontology annotation, cellular component: adherens junction; postsynaptic membrane; postsynaptic density. Gene Ontology annotation, biological process: neurotransmitter receptor transport postsynaptic membrane to endosome; neurotransmitter receptor transport, endosome to postsynaptic membrane. Bases 322 to 696 code for a protein of 124 amino acids. NCBI's taxonomy places the organism in Eukaryota, Metazoa, Arthropoda, Insecta, Hemiptera, Cicadellidae. The transcript is spliced from 4 exons. The record is from RefSeq and is a predicted model, not a curated record. Gene Ontology annotation, molecular function: protein binding.